GAGCACAUGCGGAGUAGCCAGGCCUAGGGAUUCAGCAGUGUACUACGCCUUUUCUGUCCUAAUCUUGACUUUACUCUAUCCGUCGCCUGUACGAACUGUCUGAGGUCAAAAUGGGUCUUCGAUGUGCCGCGCUGUUUAUGAUAGUUCUCUGCUCAGUAACGUCUGCCAGAGGACAAGUGCCCCUGACGUCCAAUGGCGCCUGGGAGUACUUCAAGGUGCAGGCGUCAGGACCCAUGACGUCAGCCAACGUGAAGGCCACGUGUGAGGGAGCCGGGUUCGCCACGCCGUGCCCGGGAGAUGCCGAGUGCGACUACUCCUCCCCAGCCUGCGCCCAGACCGGGCUGACCGGCUGUAUCCACCCCAUGGAGGACAUCUCCCAGGAGCUGUGCAGCAACAACCCGCGCUACUGCCCCGAGCUGGAGGGGGUGUACACCUUCAUGGCAGGCUGGUCGGAAGGCGCCGCCUGUGGGGCGGAGCGAGGCAGCUGGUGCACCGUAGGGACCGGCUACAGCGACCGGUUCGCCCUCUGCGCAAGAGAUCUUUCCGACCAAUGUGCUCAGAAUCCUUGUCAGAAUGGUGGUACCUGCACGGAUACAGGAGAGACCUACACCUGCGACUGUUGGGCCGCCUGGACUGGCGACAACUGUGAAACGGAUGUGGACGAAUGUCAGCAGACCCCCUGUCAGAACGGGGGCACCUGUACCAACACACCUGGGAGCUACAGCUGCAGCUGCGCGGAUGGCUGGACUGGUACCAACUGCGGUGAAGAUGUGAACGAGUGUGCCAACAGUCCUUGUGAGAACGGCGGCACCUGCACUAACACAGAUGGCGGCUACAGCUGUGCCUGUUCGGGCAGCGCGAUCGGCCGGAACUGCGAAUCAAUUAUCAACGGUGAUAGCUGUUACCGCUUAUCCACGGAUACGAAGACCUUCUCCGAUGCGGACGCAUUUUGUAAGACGCUUGGCGGUUACCUGACCAAAGUCACCACCCUUGCCGAGCAGGAGUAUCUCGGCCAGUUGGUCCGGCAGGGAACUGCAGUAUCCCACUGGAUCGGACUGCAGGGCACAGGGACAAGUUUCGAGUAUGCGGACGCCUCUGCCAUCAGUUCCGAGCUGCGCUGGAUGCCCGACAAGCCCGAGGACCUUUGUGUCAUGUUGGCUCAAGCCGGGAACUACGACCUGAACGCGGCCUUCUGCAGCAAAUUGCGCAACUAUAUCUGCGAAUCUGAUGUCUCCGCCUGCGGCACGAACAGCUGUCAGAACGGAGGAACCUGUACCACCUGCUUCAGUGGUGGGGUCGGGUCAGCACACACCUUCUGCGACUGCCUACCGGGAUACUCUGGAGACCAGUGUGAAACUGAUAUUGACGAGUGCAGCUCGGCUCCCUGUCAGAACCAAGGCACCUGCACGGAAGGCGUCAAUACCUACUCCUGUUCAUGCCCCACCGGGUUCGACGGAGACAACUGUGAAAUCGAUGUGGACCUGUGCAACCCGGACCCCUGCCCUGUCAACUGGCGCUGUGACGACUUCACGUACUACUUCACAUGCACAAAGCCGGAACUGCAGGCGGAUCUCAAGAUAAGAGGGGACAUUCUGAAGCGCUUUAGAAAUCUCUGCAACACCCUGCGGCAGCCCAUUCUCCUGCCACCGCCUCCUCCAGAGUAGCGACCUGGCGGCACAACAGGUCCCGGCCGAUCCCUGGGCGAACCCGUGCAUAUCUGUGAGGACAACUCUAGCUGUCCUGCCGGUUUCCUGUGCCUGGAGAGCGAAGGGUCUGCCUACAUGUGUAUGCCGGAGAAAUGACAGCCACAUCUUCACGAUGGGAUCUAGACAAUUAAAAACGACAAAAAUUCCUAUGAUUCUGAUGUGAACUUCUAAAAUGGCCUAUUGUCAUGAUCUGUGACUACAGAGCCUGAAUGGCAGAAAUCUAUGUGUAAAAUGAUAAUAAAUGUAUACUGAGCAUACCGGA
Messenger RNA from Branchiostoma floridae (Florida lancelet), 1968 nucleotides. RefSeq names its product fibropellin-1-like. The coding region runs from base 111 to 1664 and encodes 517 amino acids. Gene Ontology annotation, cellular component: protein-containing complex; plasma membrane. The record is from RefSeq and is a predicted model, not a curated record. NCBI's taxonomy places the organism in Eukaryota, Metazoa, Chordata, Leptocardii, Amphioxiformes, Branchiostomatidae. Gene Ontology annotation, biological process: heterophilic cell-cell adhesion; establishment or maintenance of epithelial cell apical/basal polarity. The transcript is spliced from 12 exons. Gene Ontology annotation, molecular function: calcium ion binding.